AUGCAAUUGUUGUACAAUAAACUAGGCCGUCAUCCAACGCCACCACCCUUUCAGCAAACUUCUUUUUUCUUGUGCACAUAUUCACGUGAUCUAAAAAAAAAAGCCGGAAGUGUCUCUUUCCAGUGUUAUUUCUCAAUAUUAUCAUUCCCAUCCUCUUUCCUUUCUUGUCUUAUUCCUUUUUAUUAUUCUCCUUCCGCUCUCUCGCUCUCUCUCUCUCACCCCCCUUUCUCUCUCUCCUUCUCUCUCUCUCACCCUCUCUCUCUCCUUCUCUCUCGCUCCAUCUCUCUCCUUCUCUCUCGCUCCAUCUCUCUCCUUCUCUCUCUCUCUCUCUCUCUAUCUCUAUCGUUUCUUCUUCUUCCUUUCUUUUCCUUUUUUUAUUCAAAUCCACGUUUCUUUUUUCUUUCUUCGUCCCUUAUUAUGUUAUUCCAUUUAUUUUUUCUCUCUCUCUCUCUCUCUCUCUCUCUCUCUUGCUCGCUCGCUAGAUUUCAAUUUCUGCGCCCACUCACUAUUUCUUCUUAUAUGGAAGCGUUUUACAAUAUCUAUUUCCCAAUCUUUUCAUAUCUAUCUAUCUAUCGAUCUAUCGAUCUAUAUAUCUGUCUAUUUCAGUCUUUUCCUUUCUAUCUAUCUAUCUAUCUGUCUAUCACAGUCAUUUCAUAUCUAUCUAUCUAUCUAUCUAUCUAUCUAUCUAUCUAUCUAUCCCGGUCUUUUCAUAUCUAUCUAUCUAUCUAUCUAUUUCAGUUUUUCAUAUCUAUCUAUCUAUUUCAGUAUUUUCAUAUCUAUCUAUCUAUCUAUCUAUCUAUCUAUCUAUCUAUCUAUCUAUCUAUCCCGGUCUUUUCAUAUCUAUCUAUCUAUCUAUCUAAUCAAUCAAUCUAUUUCAGUUUUUCUAUCUAUCUAUCUAUCACAAUCAUUUCAUAUCUAUCUAUCUAUCUAUCUAGCUAUCUAUCCCGGUCUUUUCAUAUCUAUCUAUCUAUCUAUCUUUGGGUCGCUUUUCCUCCCUCCUACUCUUUCUUCUCUUUCUCUCUCCGCUCUAUAUUCCUCUUCCUUCCUUCCUUCCUCCCUCCUUACUUCCUUCCUUCCUUCCUCCCACGCCCUCUUUUUUCCUCACCCUUUCUCUCCCUUACUUUUCUUUAUUAUCAGCUUUCAUUUUACUACUUUUUGGGACCUUCCUUUUUUAAUUCAAUUCCACCUUUUCUUACACUUUCCCUUUCAAUAGCUUUCGCCCGCCUCCAAUUCUAG
This is a messenger RNA of Acanthosepion pharaonis, 1236 nucleotides long. The record is from the annotation of a GenBank genome assembly. NCBI's taxonomy places the organism in Eukaryota, Metazoa, Mollusca, Cephalopoda, Sepiida, Sepiidae.